Messenger RNA from Durusdinium trenchii, 2142 nucleotides. The record is from the annotation of a GenBank genome assembly. NCBI's taxonomy places the organism in Eukaryota, Dinophyceae, Suessiales, Symbiodiniaceae.
AUGUCUAACUCAAACCUGGCCUGCCCGGAGGAGAAAGGUGUGGAGUCUCCCAGGAAUUCCUUGUCCACGCAGCCGGGCCGCCUCUUCGGCGACGCGGCCGCCGGCGAGGCCGCGGCGGCCGCGUCCCGCAGAGGAUGGGAACUGGAGUUGGGUGAGAUGAUUGAAGCGAAGCAUCAGGCGGUGAUGGAGAAGAUUGACCAGCAGUGUAAGCUGCUGGAACUCUUCCUGAGCAGCCGAAGGCCCUCGCAGGGGCCCGGGGCUUUCAAGGAGCUGAUGGACAGCCGGACGCCCGCGACUAGCUCUAAGGAGCUGACUGGAAGCCGAAGGCCUUCACAGUUCAGCAAGAAUGGCAUCGACUCCAAGGAGCUACAGCCAAAGGAAAACAGCCGAAGACCUUCCCAGUUCAGCAAGGGGACCAACUCCAAGGAGGACAGCAGAAGGCCAUCCCAAAGUGGAUCGACCGGACCCCAGGAGGUCACGGAGAGUGAGACCUUGGGGCAGAUUGGCGAAUCCAAGGAGGUGCCGGCCAGGCCCUCCCAAGGGAGCCAGGACAACGAGGCGUCCCGUUCCAGUAAGGCCUCAAACACGUCAGCCUUCUCCGCGCACCGGGGUGGACAGAAGGUUCCUACAAAGAACAGCUUUACACCUCAGUUGUUCAAGACCUUUUCCCAGAACGACAUGACCAAGCGGAAGAAGGCGCAUGCGGCCUCCGCACGCCGGUCGUUGUCCAUGGGGGAGUCGUUGAACCUGCAGCUGGAACCCGAGCCGAGCCGCGUGCAAAACAUGGUGCGGCAUCCUGGCUUCGACCUCUUCUUCACCGUGGUGGUCAUUACCAACUCCAUCUUCAUUGGCGUGGAGCUCCAGUUGAGCGUGGCACAUCCCAAAGAGGAUUUCCUCGCCGUGUCGAUCAUCCAAUAUCUCUACACGCUACUCUUCACCGGCGAGCUCGUGAUGCGGGUCGUGGCCGAAGGGCGACACUUCUUGUGUGGCGAAGAUUGGUCUUGGGGAUGGCUGGACCUCUUCAUUGUUCUUUUCUCGCUGUGGGAAACCGUGCUGGGCAUCAUAUACUACUUUGCCCAGGCGGAGGGACAACAAGGCAUGCUGAGUGGCUUCUCGAGCUUGAAGGCGUUUCGCAUCAUCCGCAUCACUCGCCUGGUAAAGGCGGUGCGUUUGGUGCGGAUCCUUCGCUUCGUGAUGGCCUUCAGGAUGCUCAUCUCCUCGAUCUUGCACACCUUGAAGUCCCUCUUCUGGGCACUCAUGCUCUUACUACUCAUCAUCUAUGUCUUUGCGGUGCUCUUUACCCAAGCGGUGAACGAUCACUUGUGCGACGCGGAAGUGCCCAACCCCCUGGUGGGCGACGAGCGGGACGAGGCGUUGAAAUACUUUGGCAGCUUGCCCUUCACCAUGUUGAGCCUCUUCAUGAGCAUCUCCGGUGGGGUGAGCUGGGAGCUCGUCAUCCGACCACUGCAGGAGAUUUCGGCGACGUGGGUGGUGAUCUACCUCUUCUACGUGGCAUUUACCUACUUCGCCGUCCUCAACGUGGUGACGGCUGUCUUCUGUCAGUCAGCCAUCGAGGGAGCUCAGAAUGAUCAUGCAUCGAAGGUUCAUGCCAUUUUGGCCAACAAAGAGGCGCACCUGGAGAAGAUCAACACGCUCUUCAGCAAGUUCGGCGCGGAAGGGGGGGUCAUCACCUUCGAGCAGUUUCAACGGCAACUCAAAGCUGCGGAAGUGCGGGAGUACUUUCAAACCUUGGGUCUGGAUGUUUGGGAUGCCUGGUCCUUCUUCAAGUUGUUGGACGAAGAUGGUGGCGGCGAAGUUGAGGUGGAGGAGUUCCUGAUGGGCUGCUUGCGGCUGAGAGGGCAAGCCACCGCCAUGGAUGUCGGAAAGAUCAUCAACGACCAGACCUGGCUGAUUAAGAACCAAGGCAAGUUCCAAGCUUACGUGGAGGUGGAACUCGCGCAGCUCAAGGAGUAUCUGGCGCUGAUUGCAGGGGAGAAUGUGGGCUCUGACGAGCACAUUGGCCUCAUCUUUGGGGACCACACCUUUGGCGUCUCACGGAAGUUCACCAAUGAGGACGUGCCGGAGAACACACCAUCCGGGCUCAGGAUCGACUACCAAUUCGAGCGGACCACAAGCCCAUGA